UCAACCUUUGACCAUACAGCCAAAAGGAGGCCAUGGAAAUAGACGAGGAGUUAUUCAAUGACUUUUCGUAUAGUGUAGACCAAUUAAUGGAAUUAGCUGGACUAAGUUGUGCCACAGCCAUAGCCCAGGUCUAUCCUGCUAGUAGUAUGGGUGGAGAUCCAACAGUACUAAUCUGCUGCGGACCAGGGAACAAUGGAGGAGAUGGAUUGGUUUGUGCUAGGCAUCUUAAAUUCUUUGGCUAUUUUCCAACCAUAUUCUACCCCAAACAACCUGACAAGAAGCUCUUCAACAAUCUCAAGGCACAGUGUGAUACUCUCGAUAUUCCUUUCCUCUCCUACCUCCCGUCAUCCCAGCUCAUCAAUACUUCCUAUAAUUUUGUUGUCGAUGCUCUCUUUGGCUUUAGCUUCAAAGGAGCAGUGAGGGCGCCAUUUAUUGAAGUUCUUGAGAACCUGAAACACAUCAGCAUACCGAUAUGUAGUAUUGAUGUACCUUCAGGUUGGGAUGUAGAGGAGGGAAACCCAGACGGUCUGAAACCAGAGCUUCUGAUCUCACUGACAGCACCCAAGAAGUGCGCUAAACUCUUCCAAGGAAAACAUCACUUUCUGGGUGGUCGCUUCAUUCCACCAGAGAUGGCAAGCCGUUAUGAACUCUCACUACCAGACUAUCCCGGUACUGAUUGUAUCGUUCAGUUAAAAUGAAAGAUCCAGGAGACUGGGAGGGAAAAAUAUGCAUACUGGAAUUGAGGUAUAGCUAGUCUAUAUAGAGUUUAUUUAUAGGAAUGGUGUUCCUAUGUAUUGAACAGAUAAAGAGAGAAAUACUGGAAAUAGCUAAUGAAGAACAAAUUGCAAACAGUAUGGUGUAAGAAUUCAGCUGCCUAGUAUGGGGCAUUUUUUUUUAGCCUGAUUUUCUAAAAAACAUUCUUUUGCAUCUAUGUUGUAAGAUUUUUUUUUAUUUGUGUAUGUCCUGUAGAAUGCUCUGACACCUGUUUAGCAUUUGUUUCUACUUGCUAUUUUUGUAGUUAUUUCCCUUCAUCUCAAAUUGAAAUAGACAUUGUGAAUAAUUAUAUAUAGCCAGGAGGAAAAGGUGUGAACCAUGAACAUUGUAAUUAGAUUAUAUAAAGACAAGAUCAUUUUUUAACUGGUUACCAGGAAAUUUAUUUAGCAGAUUAAUGGCAAAAGUAUUUAUAGACAAAUGUAUAAGUGUUUAACAUGUUUUGUUUUAAAAAUAUAUGUAAUACUUUUGUAGGUGUAAUGUAAAACUUUUUUAAUGGAGGUAAUCUUUCUCAUUCGCAAGUAGUCUUCAGUAUAGGCCUUUUUAUCAAAUUGAUUUGUAUUGAUUUUUCCAUGUAGGAAAUGUAUUUCAUUAUUUAUUGUUUUUAAGCAAGAAUGACAAAAGUCAAAGGACAAUGAAAUGUUAUUAUCCUGAUCAUCAAUUUGUGGAGCCUGUUUAAAUGAACUGUAGAUGGCGCUAUAACAUUUUGCAGUGAGAGUUCAAUUCACUUUUUACUGUUCAGCUGUACAGUUUGCAACUUUUCCUUCAAGCUGAUUAAAGCCUCUCAUCUUUUGUCACAAGUUAACAUAUGGUUAUCACAUUGAUAAUAAUUUUUUUUUCUUAAUGUUUAUAUUUUAGAUGUACAAUGUGUAUAUUGGGGUGUGAAUUGCAUACCAUUUAAUUCCAGUAAUAAAAUGUCUCCAUUUAAUCUACUUGUUUUUAUGCAUCAACACAAAUAUAUCAUUUGGUUGCUACAUUAAGAUAUUAAUUGCAUCUUGUAGAAAUUCCCAUAACACAUUCAUAAGAGUGUACUCCCGUCUCAGGCCAUGCAUUAUACUUCAUGAGGCCGUCUCACAAAGUCUUGGGAUCAAUGCAGAUCACUCACCCUUUUAAUGAUGAUCUUAAUUGUGUGCAUUAAGUUUAGAUCAAUUACAAAUUUGUAAUUGAUCUGCAUCAGUCACAUCCCUUUUUUAAGACAGGCACUAGGGUGUUACAUGCACCUUGUCAUCAGAACCUAGGUCACACCAUUGUAUAUUGAGCCCCUG
Lytechinus variegatus (green sea urchin) is the source of this 2036-nucleotide messenger RNA. Its product is annotated as NAD(P)H-hydrate epimerase-like. NCBI's taxonomy places the organism in Eukaryota, Metazoa, Echinodermata, Echinoidea, Temnopleuroida, Toxopneustidae. The transcript is spliced from 3 exons. The record is from RefSeq and is a predicted model, not a curated record. The coding region runs from base 33 to 698 and encodes 221 amino acids. Gene Ontology annotation, cellular component: mitochondrion. Gene Ontology annotation, molecular function: NAD(P)HX epimerase activity.